AUGGGCGUGCUUAAAUUCUUGUCAGCCCUCCAACGGAAGGUCGAACCGAAGGAGAUAGUAGAGAAAGGGCUCAUGUUCGUAGAUGCGACAAUAAAUUCUCGGCCGAGCAGGAGCACUCUGAUAGAUUCAGGAGCGACCCACAACUUCAUCGCCAAUCAAGAAGCCCGAAGAUUGGGACUCACCAUAGGAAAGGACUUGAGGAAAAUGAAAGAUGUCAACUCUGAGGCCUUGCCUAUUGUGGGAGUUUCCAAAAGAGUCCCCUUCAAAAUAGGGGAUUGGACAGGAGAGCUAGAUCUUGUCGUAGCUCGCAUGGACGGCUUUGACGUGGUACUUGGGAUGGAGUUCCUCUUAGAACAUAAAGUUAUCCCAAUGCAGCUGGCAAAAUGCUUGAUGAUCACCGACCGCAACCCCACAGUAAUACCUGCAAGCAUCAAGCAACUAGCGACCACUGAAGAAACUGUCUCAAUUGAAAUCAAGGAGGUACUAAACAGCUAUGUUGACAUAAUGCCAGAGAGCUUACCCCAAACAUUACCACCUCAUCGAGGCAUUGAUCACGAAAUCGAACUCAUCCCCGGGGUUAAACCGCCAGCGAAGAACGCAUAUCGGAUGGCUCCGCCUAAGCUAGCCGAAUUAUGGAAGCAACUGGAUGAGUUGCUGAAGACGGGAUUCAUCCGCCCGACAAACGCACCCUAA
This is a messenger RNA of Cucurbita maxima (winter squash), 693 nucleotides long. RefSeq lists its product as uncharacterized. NCBI's taxonomy places the organism in Eukaryota, Viridiplantae, Streptophyta, Magnoliopsida, Cucurbitales, Cucurbitaceae. The transcript is spliced from 2 exons. The record is from RefSeq and is a predicted model, not a curated record. Bases 1 to 693 code for a protein of 230 amino acids.